AUGGAUAAUCGAACUCAAGUUACCGAAUUCAUUCUUUUAGGAUUCAUUGGCAAUCCCUGGCUUCAGAAGUUACUCUUUGUCAUUUUUUUGUUUGCUUAUUUGAUCACCCUUAUUGGCAAUGUAAUGAUUAUUUUGGCUAUAAGAGCUGAAGCGCAUCUUCACAUCCCCAUGUAUGUCUUCCUUUCAUACUUAGCACUUCUUGAUAUUGCUUUUUCCUCAGUCACAGUUCCAAAAAUGCUACAAGACUUCCUUUCUGAGAGAAAAGCUAUCUCCAUUCAACAUUGCUUCACCCAGGUCUUCUUUAUUAUGUGCCUUUCAGUGGGAGAGGGUCUUCUUCUUUCUGUGAUGGCCUAUGAUAGGUUUAUAGCUGUGUGCCACCCCUUGCAUUAUACAGUGAUGAUGAGGAAAGAAGUUUGUGCUGUCCUGAUUGGUAGCGCCUUGUUCAUUGGCUUUCUCUAUGCUCUAUUGAACACUCUUCUCUUAAAAACUUUACAGUUCUGUGGGACCAAUGCCAUUCAUCACUUCAGCUGUGAGGCACCACAACUAUUCAAACUUUCCUGUAGCAACACCUUUGCAAACCAAAUGGUAAUUUUUACUCUUGGUUCAUUAUUAGGGAUGGGGGCUCUACUCAUUAUACUGGCCUCCUAUAGUCUUAUCAUCUCUUCUGUUUUAAAGAUCCAGUCCAUGGAAGGGAAACGCAAAGCUUUCUCCACUUGCACAUCUCACAUGAUUGUUGUUUUGCUUUAUUAUGGAACCAUUUUUUUUAGAUAUCUGAAGCCAACCUCCAAAGAUACUGGUAAUCAGGAAAUUGCUCCAUCUAUUGUUUACUUCAUUGCAACACCAAUGCUAAAUCCCAUAAUCUACAGCCUCCGUAAUCAAGAAGUGAAAAGGGCAUUUGUUAAGAUAAUACAGAGCAGACAACAAUGA
This is a messenger RNA of Thamnophis elegans (Western terrestrial garter snake), 927 nucleotides long. Its product is annotated as olfactory receptor 1019-like. Bases 1 to 927 code for a protein of 308 amino acids. Gene Ontology annotation, molecular function: olfactory receptor activity; G protein-coupled receptor activity. The transcript has a single exon. The record is from RefSeq and is a predicted model, not a curated record. Gene Ontology annotation, cellular component: membrane. Gene Ontology annotation, biological process: G protein-coupled receptor signaling pathway. NCBI's taxonomy places the organism in Eukaryota, Metazoa, Chordata, Lepidosauria, Squamata, Natricidae.